Sinocyclocheilus anshuiensis is the source of this 1585-nucleotide messenger RNA. RefSeq names its product gap junction gamma-1 protein-like. Gene Ontology annotation, cellular component: connexin complex. The record is from RefSeq and is a predicted model, not a curated record. Lineage: Eukaryota; Metazoa; Chordata; Actinopteri; Cypriniformes; Cyprinidae. Gene Ontology annotation, molecular function: gap junction channel activity. The coding region runs from base 199 to 1437 and encodes 412 amino acids. Gene Ontology annotation, biological process: cell-cell signaling. The transcript has 2 exons.
GCUGUUAGAUGAUAAUGGAUCACGAUAUUCCUUUUGACUGUGGACAGGCGACCGCUUCUUUGAGCGCACCUGAAGUGGAAUGCUGAGAGGUCGCCGCAGUUUGGCGGAAAGUUAUGACCAGAUGGAGCGCACGUCCUCGGGAGGUGUUUCCUCGGCGCAGCUUCCCAAGAACAUAAGUAAAGAGUCUCUGUCACCAACAUGAGUUGGAGCUUUCUCACUCGACUACUGGAGGAAAUCCACAACCACUCCACGUUUGUGGGGAAAGUUUGGCUGACUGUAUUAAUUAUUUUCCGGAUCGUUUUGACCGCAGUGGGAGGUGAGUCAAUCUACUCAGAUGAGCAAACAAAGUUCACCUGCAACACUAAGCAGCCCGGCUGUGACAACGUAUGCUACGAUUCCUUUGCCCCACUGUCACACGUCCGGUUCUGGGUGUUCCAGAUCAUCAUGAUAUCCACCCCCUCCGUCAUGUAUCUGGGUUACGCCAUCCAUAAGAUUGCCCGUGCCUCAGAGGAGGAACGGUGCAAGAACCAAAUUUAUCAAAAGAGGAACCACCACAGUCGGUGGAGAAAUGGACAACACCUAGAGGAGGUCUUGGAGGAAGAUGACGCCGAGCCAAUGAUCUAUGAAGAAGACACGUUGGAUGAGCAGGAGGUCAAACCAGAGACAGACAAUGGCAAAGAUCCAGUGAAGCAUGAUGGCCGCCGUAGGAUCAUGCAAGAAGGCUUGAUGAGGAUGUAUGUGCUUCAGCUUUUAUCCCGUGCCAUCUUUGAAGUGGGGUUCCUCACUGGUCAGUAUCUCCUUUAUGGCUUCCGUGUUAACCCUUCGUAUGUCUGCAACAAGAUCCCAUGUCCGCAUAGGGUAGACUGCUUCGUCUCACGACCCACCGAGAAGACCAUCUUUUUACUCAUCAUGUAUGUGGAGAGCUGUCUUUGUCUGCUGCUCAAUGUUUGUGAGAUGUUCCACUUGGGGAUUGGUGCCUUCCGUGACACUCUUCGUAAACGUCGAAGCCAUGGUCAACAACCUCCAUACGGCUACCCUUACUCCAGGAACAUUUCUAGUUCUCCGCCAGGAUACAACCUGGUGGUUAAAUCGGACAAACCGGGUCGCAUUCCCAACAGCAUCAUCCUACAGGACCAGAACAUGCCCAAAGUGGUUCCAGAACAGCAUUGCACAAGUCCUGAUGAGAAUAUUCCCUCUGACCUGGCUACUCUGCACCACCAUUUACGAGUAGCUCAGGAACAACUUGACAUGGCGUUUCAGACAUAUAACACAAAAAGUGCUCAUAUCUCCAGAGCUAGCAGCCCUGUGUCUGGUGGCACAAUGACAGAACAGAACCGGGUCAAUACAGCUCAGGAGAAACAGGGUGCACGACCGAAAGCCAGCACUGAGAGGGCAGGGACAAUAGCAAAAAAUGGAAAGACGUCUGUGUGGAUUUAAUGGUAAACACUUACUUGACUAGUCAUGAACCAUUAUCCUCAGAAAACAUAUUGUCCCAGCGAAUGAAAAUUACAGUUAGUGAGGGCAUGAUUAAACAUUAUGUACCCAAGUUCUGUUGAACAUUAAACAAUACUGAAAAAUAAAUAUA